Molecule: messenger RNA, 177 nt
Organism: Dentiscutata erythropus
Lineage: Eukaryota; Fungi; Glomeromycota; Glomeromycetes; Diversisporales; Gigasporaceae
Source: the annotation of a GenBank genome assembly
GCUAGUAUCCAAGAACCUUUCAACACAAUUCACCAGACAGGUCUCUUCUCCAUAAUCAAUCUUGUUACUAAUCUUGGUGAUACAUUUAUCCCAACAGAGAUUAGUAAAAGUGUGAAUAAAUUGCUAAAGAUACAUUUUGGUAUUCUCUUCUUUGAGAAAUUUGAUAUUGCCAAUUAG